AUGUCCUACUACGACGACCGCCGCAGUACCACGAGGGACCGCAGACGCGACGAUGGUUACUACGACGAACCGACUGUUUACAACACGCGCGACAACCAGAGAUCGACUGCCAUGGUGAGGCGCCGAAGCGACGACUCGUACGAUGAGGAGAUCAAGAGAGAGUUUUCUCCUAAUGGUGGAUACUAUCGCGAAACCACUAUCCGCAAGAGUGGUAUCAGGCCUGCCGGCAGAGCACGAUCGUAUGAGCAGGAUCGCUAUGAUGACGAUCGCUCAUUUGCAAGCAGCAAACGAGACCCAUAUUACGCUGCAGCAGGACGUAGAGGCCACGACGACAAUCGCCGAAGUCGUUACCAGUCCGAGUACUCAUCCCGCAGUCCAUCUCCACGACCUAAGAAAGAGCGCAGAAAAUCAAUGCCAGAAGAAGCUCUUGAGGCAAUAGGGCUUGGAGGACUUGUCGCAACACUCACUGGCAAGAAGAACAGGUCACGUUCUCGCUCCAGCUCCAGUGGUCGAGGUUCACGUAGUCGACGCGGACGAUCUUCUUCGCCAGACCGUAGGAAAGAGCAGCUUCAGCAGGCGCUCAAGGCCGCAGUCCUUGCAGGUGCUGCCUCCGCCUGGCGUGCCAGACAUGAAGAUGGCGGCUGGAACGGCGAAAAGGGCAAGCGCGUCUUGACUGCUGCUCUGACCGCUGGAGGUGUGGAUGGAUUCAUCAAUCGAGACAAAGAUCCUGAGAAGCACCAACUCCGCGAUACGAUUGGAGCAGCUGUUGCUGGUGUUGCCACAGACAGACUCGUCAAUGGUCCCCGUUCAAGAUCAAGAGGUCGACGCGACGGGUCAUACAGUCCUGAAGGAGGCCGUAGUCGUUCUCGUUCCAAGAUCCGAGAUCUUGCGGCAGGAGGCGCUAUUGCAGCUGCAGCGAAGAAGAUGGCUGACUCUGUCCGGGGCCGCUCGAAAUCGCGAGGUCGGGAACGUAGCCGCGACUCCUAUGAUUCUUACGAUUCUCGUUCUCCGCCUCGCGCCAGAUCACGUAGUCGUUCAGUCAUUGCUCGCGGUCUGUCGAGGGUUGGUCUAGGGUCAGCAGCUGACAGAGUUGAUCCAGCUGGCGCUCGCGAACGCAGCCGUUCAAGAGGAGAUACUAGUCGUCGACGCUCUCGAAGCCGCGGUUACGAUCGGUAUGCCGACGAUAACUAUGUUGAUGGUCCACGAUCAGGAGGGUCGAUCUAUGACCCGCCCAACUACAACAAUCAACCUGGCUACAUAUAUGAAACUAAACCCCACCAUAAUGGUGAUCCUGAAACAGACUCAGACUCUGACUUGGGUUCCAGUACCGACGAUGAGCAAUUGAACAAUAAGAGCAGAAAGCGGCUACUGGUUUCCGGUGGCCUGGCGACAGUCGCGACUAUUCAUGCUGGUAAGAGUGUGCACGAUAGUAUGGAGAAGCGUCAGCGAAGAAAGCGAGCUCUUAAGGAAGGUACGAUCAGCAAAGAAGAAGCGCAACAACACAAGACUAGAGAUCACAUGCAAGAAGCAGCAAGUAUCGGCCUUGCAGCCUUGGGUCUAAAGGGAGCGUAUUCAGAAUGGAAAGAGGUGAAAGGACAGAUGGACGAAGAUAAAGAACAAAAGGAGAAAAAUAUACGCCACGCAAGAAAGAGAAGUGCGAGGAGGGCAAAGUACAGGAUGGUCGGUAUGGCAGAUGGUGACUUUACUAAUAGCGCACCGACCUUAAGUGAUCCAUUCUAUGGUGGGAAUGGUGAUGGACAAUAUCAUCCCGGCAACCAAGGACCAUACAUGAGUGGUGCUAAUGGUGGACCUUCGCCGUUAUCUGGAGGUUAUGGUGCCAGUAAUGUACCACACUACUUCGACGACAAUCCUUAUGGUUCGAUGGCUUACCAACAGGGUUAUCAGGGUAACACAUACGGCACAGGCACCGGGUUCCCACCACCUCCUAUGGGACAACCGCCGCCCCCACAAGGAAGGUAA
Lithohypha guttulata is the source of this 1980-nucleotide messenger RNA. RefSeq lists its product as uncharacterized. The record is from RefSeq and is a predicted model, not a curated record. The coding region runs from base 1 to 1980 and encodes 659 amino acids. The transcript has 2 exons. Lineage: Eukaryota; Fungi; Ascomycota; Eurotiomycetes; Chaetothyriales; Trichomeriaceae.